This is a messenger RNA of Trichomonas vaginalis G3, 745 nucleotides long. RefSeq names its product protein of unknown function, DUF4106 family. The annotation marks the transcript as partial. The transcript has a single exon. Lineage: Eukaryota; Parabasalia; Trichomonadida; Trichomonadidae. The record is from RefSeq and is a predicted model, not a curated record.
AUGGAAGUGAAUGGUGAACCAGAUAUAGCUGGUAUUUUCAGCGCGGCUUUAAUGCCAUUGAAAGAUAUGAAAGAUGCAGAUAUUUUGAACCAGUAUGAAAUGAACAUGGCUGAUGGAAAUAUAACACCUGACGUUCUAGAACAUUUAUCUCAAAGAACUACACAGAACCAUAGAGAUGGUAUAUUUGGUGAAGAGUUUAGAAAGAAAGUUAGGGAGAGAGAAGGAAGAGAACCUAUUGUACAUGACCUUGCAAACGAAAGUUUGCAAAAUGUCAUAAAAACUUACUUUGCAGACAAUGAACCGAGAAUGGAUGAAUAUUUAAGAAAACUCAAAUGGACAGUACCAAAUGAAAUGUUAGUAUUGAAAAACAUGUUCCUUGACAAAAUAAAACCAACUACAGAAAUAAAUGACGCAAGACUGAAACAUUGGGUAAAAGCUUUCCCAUUCACAAAAGAUAUUAUUGGUAACAUGGAAAGAAAACCAGAAUGGCUACAAAAACAUAUAUUUGGAAACGAGCUUAUUCCAUAUGGACAAGCUCUGUUUGAAGAGCUUGAACCGGAAACUCAGGAAAGAGUCAUGCAAACAAUACGCGAAGACUCAAAUACAAACUAUGACAAAAUCUUUCUAGGAUAUAGGUUACCUGAGAUGGGCGACCAGAGCCCAAAGGCAAAAAGGACAUGGGAAAUUUACAACAUACUAGGUGAACAUGAGGCAAAGAUGCAACAACUUGAAGCAGAGGGCAUGU